AUGUAUGGAAUGCUACUGGAAAGCAUACAGUACUUCGUACAGCUGCAGUACGGAGAAGACAUGUGGCUGGACAUUCUGGAGCGAGCCGGAGCAAAGCACACGGUUUUCAACACUCGGCAGACCUAUCCUGACGAUUUGAUGACGAAAUUAGCCGCGGGACUCGCAAUGCACACUUGCGAGACCGUCGACAACGUCAUGAAAUUUUUCGGCAAAUGCUUCGUACGGUUUUUCAACAAUCUCGGUUACGGCCGGAUGAUAAAGGCGACGGGGCGGUACUUUUGCGACUUCCUGCAGAGCGUCGACAACAUCCACAUGCAGAUGCGCUUCACCUACCCGAAAAUGAAGAGUCCCUCGAUGUACCUGACCCACGUAGAUCCGCAGGGGGUCGUUUUGGUCUAUCGGAGCACGCGCCAGGGCUUCACUCACUACUUCAUGGGGCAACUCUUUCAAAUAGCCGAGGAGCUUUACGAGACCUCGCUGGACAUCCGAGUUCUCGAGAGCUCGAACAACAUUCCCGGCACCAGGAGCGUCAUGGUCAAGUUCCGCAUUGACUUUGACAAUCGCAAUUACAUGGCGAAAAACUCGAGGACGAAGGCCCCGUUGUGCCAAGAACUCACGCCCGUCUCGUGCUCGCUGCUGUUGCGGCUCUUUCCCUUUGGCGUCGUCAUAGACAAGGACAUGCGCAUCCAAGGGGUCGGGGGCAGGCUGCUCCAAGCUUGCAACAAUGCGUCCUCGAUCCUCGACAAGCACGUCACCGAGAUCUUUCGGCUGCGCAGGCCCAAGGGCAUCAGCUUCACCUGGGCCAGCUUCAUGUAUCUGCACUCGGUCAUGUUCGAGCUGGAGCUCAUGAGGUCGACGAUAGAGGAGUGCGCCGUGGAUCCGCGGCAAGCCGAAAGCAGCGGCAGCGACAAUGGCAGCGAUCAUAGCGCGGCCAACAGUUUGAUGCUCGCGCGGAGGGGCAGCCACGGCACGCGGAACAUUUUACUCAAGGGCCAGAUGAGGUACAUCGACGACAUCAAGGCCAUCAUCUUCCUCUGCAGUCCACUGAUCAAUAGCCUCGACGAGCUGCUCAGUAUGGGCCUGUACUUGAACGACUUGAAUCCCCACGGACUCAGUCGGGAACUCGUGCUCGCCGGCUGGCAGCACUGCGGGAGGCUCGAGAUGAUGUGCGAGAAAGCGGAGCAACGCUCGCAAGAGUUGGAGCAGAGCUACGAGCUUCUCGAUCGUUGGAAGAACAAGAGCGACGAGCUCCUCUACUCUAUGAUACCGCAGAGCGUCGCCGACAGAUUAAGAGCCGGGGCCAGUCAGAUGGACACCUGUGAGUCUUUCGAGUCCGUGUCGGUACUGUUUUGCGAGCUCUGCGACCUGAAUUACUCGACCAUCGAGGGCGCCAUGGACAUCGUCUCGUCGAUGAAUGCGGUCUACUCGUGCUUCGACUCGCUCAUGGACAAGUUCAACGUGUACAAGGUCGAGACGGUCGGGCGCGUGUACAUGGCGGCUAGCGGAGCGCCGGACCGAACGCUGGAUCACGCGAUCAACGUGGCCGACGUGUCGAUCCAGCUGCUGGCGCAGGUUCGCUCGCUCAUCUUGCCGUCGGGCUUGGACCUUCAGAUUCGGAUCGGAAUACACUCGGGGCCGGCGGUCGCGGGCGUUGUUGGGAUAAAGGUGCCGAGGUACUGUUUCUUCGGCGACACUGUCAACACGGCCUCAAGGAUGCAGACUACCGGUCAACCCGGGAAGAUUCACAUAUCACCGCACACAAAGGCUCUACUACCGGAUGAUCGUUACGUCAUCGAGUCACGUGGAGUUGUCAAAAUUAAAGGCAAAGGCGAGAUGGAGACGUUCUGGCUGUACCCGAAGGAGGAGAGCGAACAAGGACCCAAGUUGGAGGAGGUGUCGAUCGAAUCGAUCUAG
Copidosoma floridanum is the source of this 1914-nucleotide messenger RNA. Its product is annotated as soluble guanylate cyclase 89Db. Gene Ontology annotation, biological process: response to oxygen levels; cGMP biosynthetic process. The record is from RefSeq and is a predicted model, not a curated record. Gene Ontology annotation, cellular component: guanylate cyclase complex, soluble. Gene Ontology annotation, molecular function: heme binding; guanylate cyclase activity. NCBI's taxonomy places the organism in Eukaryota, Metazoa, Arthropoda, Insecta, Hymenoptera, Encyrtidae.